Messenger RNA from Akanthomyces muscarius, 3072 nucleotides. RefSeq lists its product as uncharacterized. Gene Ontology annotation, molecular function: P-type calcium transporter activity; ATP hydrolysis activity; ATP binding. The transcript is spliced from 3 exons. The coding region runs from base 1 to 3072 and encodes 1023 amino acids. NCBI's taxonomy places the organism in Eukaryota, Fungi, Ascomycota, Sordariomycetes, Hypocreales, Cordycipitaceae. The record is from RefSeq and is a predicted model, not a curated record. Gene Ontology annotation, biological process: calcium ion transmembrane transport; intracellular calcium ion homeostasis. Gene Ontology annotation, cellular component: plasma membrane.
AUGGGAGAAACCGCCGCUGUGAUUACGAAUGGUGCCACAAACGCCAACCACGACGCCUCGGACUCGGCGCCCCCUCCUAGCCAGGACGACCAGCCUCCUAUACCGAAGCCCCCGGACAUAGUAGUUAUAGAGAAACCAGCGUGCCCGCACACUCUCUCAGCGCAACAAGUCGCUGAUUACUUCGACACCGACCUCGACAAUGGUUUGACUACCGAAGACGCGGCCGACCGCCUUGCGCGGGACGGCUCCAAUGCCAUCAAAGGUGCCAAGGGACUUUCCAUCUGGGAAAUCUUCUUGCAGCAGGUUGCCAAUGCCUUGACUGUAGUCCUCAUCGCCGUCGCCGCCCUGUCCUUUGCUAUCAAUGAUUAUAUAGAGGCAGGCGUCGUCGUUGCAGUCAUUGUGCUGAACAUUGUCGUCGGUCUUGUUCAAGAUUACCGUGCCGAACAGACUAUUCAGUCCCUGUAUGCCCUGUCCACUCCAAAGUGCAAGGUCAUCCGUGACGGUAUUAGCGACACUGUCAAGGCAGAAACUCUCGUCAAAGGAGACCUGGUCUCCCUAGUCACUGGUGAUGUCGUUCCAGCGGAUUUGCGUCUUGUCCAAGGUAUCAAUCUCUCUACGGAUGAGGCCCAUCUGACAGGCGAAUCCGUCGCCAUCAGCAAGAAGCCCGACGCAAUCUUUGGCGAUGCCGACAUGCCUGUUGGAGACCGAAUAAAUCUCGUCUUCUCGGGCAGUUCUGUCACACGUGGUCGCGCCACUGGCAUAGUCGUUUCUACUGGCAUGGAAACUGAAGUCGGGCAAAUCGCGGAACUCUUGCGCCAAAAGAAAAAGGACACUGCCGAUAUGACCCCCACGAGAAAGGCAAUCCACACUGUCUGCCAAAGCAUUCGCAACAUUCUCGGACUUGAAGGCACCCCAUUGCAAGUUACUCUCAGCAAAUUCGCCCUAGUUCUCUUUGCUCUGGCUAUUCUCCUUGUCAUCAUCGUCUUUUCGGUCAGCCUGUGGAACAUCAAUGACGACGUCCUACUCUACGGCAUCUGUGUAGGUGUAGCAGUGAUUCCAGAAUCGCUUCUUGCUGUUCUCACCGUUACCAUGGCUGUCGCAACCAAGGCCAUGGUCAAGGGCCAUGUCAUUGUUCGCCAGAUGCCUUCUCUCGAAGCCGUCGGCGGGGUCACCAACAUCUGCUCCGACAAGACUGGAACACUCACCCAAGGUCGCAUGAUUACCCGUAAAAUCUGGCUACGUGACGACCUCACUGGAGUUACGCAAGAUACAUCGGACCCCUAUGAUCCAAGCAGUGGCAGCGUUACCUGGUCUGGCUCUCUCGCCGGUAGCUGCUUUGGUGCUUUCCUUAACACAAUCAAUCUAUGCAACAAUUCUACGGUCACGGAUGGGAAAAAGGAGCCCGAGACUGACACUAGCAGUGUCACGACUGCUUUUGAGCCGGCUGAGUGGCGAGCAGUGGGCGAGCCCACGGAGAUUGCCUUGAAAGUCUACGCCAUGCGAUACGGCCAGGUUCGAAACAGUGCGGACCAGCUGGUUGCCGAACAUCCCUUUGAUUCGUCGUGCAAGCUAAUGAGUGUGGUCUACGGGACUGGCCUCGAUGCGUCUCACCAUGUCCACACCAAAGGAGCCGUGGAAGUCAUGCUUCCAAUCCUGGAUGAGACUGAAGAGUUCAAAGCCGCUAUCCACGCCAAGGCUGAGCUGUUUGCCAGCGAAGGACUUCGAGUGCUUUGCAUCGCCGACAAAGUGGUUGAAAGUUCUACUAGCGAAGCUCAUGAUCGCGCAAAAUGCGAAUCUCGCUUGCGCUUCCUGGGCUUGGCCGGCCUGUACGACCCUCCCCGAACAGAAACCGCUGACGCCGUCCUUCAAUGCCGUCAAGCAGGCAUCUCUGUGCACAUGGUCACAGGAGAUCAUAUCAAGACUGCGACAGCUAUUGCCUAUGAAGUCGGUAUCCUGUCGAACCAUGCUCCUUUGCCCCCCAACACCGUCAUGGCAGCUUCUGAAUUCGCCAAUCUGAGCGACGAUGAAGUUGAUGCCCUGGAUGCCAUACCGCUAGUCAUCGCUCGGUGCAGCCCUCUGACAAAGGUCAGAGUUAUUCAAGCCCUUCACAGACGAAAGGCUUUCUGCAUCAUGACCGGCGACGGUGUCAACGACUCCCCGGCUCUUAAGCAAGCUGAUGUUGGCAUCGCCAUGGGUGACCGAGGCAGCGAUGUUGCCAAGGAGGCAUCAGACAUGGUUCUGACGGACGACAACUUUGCAUCCAUCGUCACCGGCAUUCAAGAAGGCCGACGACUGGCUGACAACAUCCAAAAGUUCCUGUUGCACCUGCUCACAUCCAAUCUUGCCCAAGUUAUUCUUUUGUUGAUUGGUCUCGCGUUCAAAGAUGUCGAAGGCAAUGCCGUCUUUCCCCUGUCUCCGCUGGAAAUCCUGUGGGCAAACCUCAUCACUUCGUCGCCGCUUGCUCUUGGACUUGGUCUUGAGGAAGCGCAGCGAGAUAUCCUGCGCCGGCCUCCUCGCAGUCUCCGUACUGGCGUUUUUACCAUGGACCUCGUUCGCGAUCAGCUCAUGUAUGGUACGUUCAUGGGAAGCCUGUGCCUGGCCGCAUUUAUGCUGGUGGCCUACGCGUCUUCUGGCAGCGGUUUCCACGACCUUCCGAUGGGCUGCAAUGAAGAGGGUGCCAUUGGCUGUGACCUAGUGUUUCGCGCUCGUGCAUCAACUUUUGCCACCCUGAGCUUUCUUCUCCUGGUCACCGCCUGGGAGGUGAAGCACUUCCACCGUAGCCUGUUCGCCAUGGACGAGCGCUUCAGCGGGCCGUCUGCCGUCUUCAAGACAGUAUAUCACAAUCGCUUCUUGUUCUGGUCGGUCAUCGCUGGAUUCGUCAUUACGUUCCCGGUUAUCUACAUCCCCUUUGUCAACACACACGUGUUCAAGCACCAAGGCCUCACUUGGGAGUGGGGUGUCGUUGCCGGCUGCGUGGCUGCCUAUGUAGCUCUUAUCGAGGGCUGGAAGGCGUUGAAGCGGAGGUUUGGUCUUGGUGUCGACGUGCUGCCCGCGGCUGUUUCGCCCGCAUAG